ACAGAGCUCGUACUAAUUGACAAUGAAUUCAGAAAAUUAUGGUUCAACUCAUAAUUUUCUGAGUGAGAUUCGUCAAUCCUUAUUGAAGACGAAUUAUACGGAUUUGACCAUUGCUGCGAGCACCACAAGCGUCAUAGCUUUGAUGCUGCUGGGAUCCUGCAUUUGGUGUUACGCCUACUAUUGCAAACGAAGAAAAAGCGAUAAGGGGAAUAAGGCCGCUGACGACCUUCUUGAUUCCGGUCAUUCGAGUACCACACCUUCUGAAGGUAAAGUGGAAUCGUUCUUUUCGGGAUGGAAAUCAGAAAACAAUGGGGGUACAGAAAAACCAAAAAUGAACGGAUCUAAUGGAAAGAGCAAGACAGGGAUUUCCAAAAAUAUUAUCACUCCAAACAAAAAUAUCGAAUUUGUCAUUCCAACCAUCUCACUGCCAGCUCAGCCAAUUUCUACGGAUAGAGAAAUUCGCUCCGAGCUUCCGUCAUGUUCAAAAAGCUUGUCAAUUUCACAGUGCUCCAUUCCCAAGGAAUUUUAUCCACAACUGAUUCAAGGAGAUGCUGAAAAUCCCAAGAUUGGCUUUAGCCUUUACUACGAGGCAGCCACUCAAAUACUUUACGUGCGACUUCUCGGAGGAAGAAAUAUUCCGGAGAAUGUGCGACAUUGCAUUUCCGUUAAGCUGUACCCAGGUCGUGGGGGGAAGCAAAAGACCUCAGAAUUCGAAGAAGUGUCUCCUGUGUACAAUCAAGAGUUUAGUUUUCACAUCAGGAAGUCCACUCUUAGCACAAGGGUGCUAAGAUUCAAAGCAGUCAUACAAGAAACGCCAAAGAAGUUGAUUGGCUUUCUUAACCUGGCAUUGAAAGAACUUCCAGGGUUUGAGAUGGGCGACAAUUCUUCAGAUCUGCAAAGUACACACAUUUGGAGAUUCCUUGAAAGCGGUUCUACCGAAACUUUGGUUGGUGAUGGAAUACGACUCAGAGUUUCUUUGAUGUGGCAAGAACAACCUCCUCCGGGUCUAUUGACGCUAAAAAUCGUUGAAGCGACAGGUCUUCACGCAACCAGUGCGAGCGAAUAUACUUCGACACAUGUGAAAGUUACAUUGCAAGAGCAAGGACGAUGCAUAAAGUCACGAAAAACACGCCUCGUUCGCUGGGGGUCUGUUCCAGUGUAUGACGACGUUUUCGUCGUGACCAUCCCAAAAGAUUUGCUCAGUCAAAUAGCAUUUCGUCUAGAAGUGAUUGCAAGAGGACGACUGGGAUCUAAGGUCAUUUUGGGAAAGAUCAGCAUUGGUUCCAUGCCUUAUGCUAGCCCAACGACUGAAGGGAUGGAAUUUUGGGAAGACAUGUGCCAUGUACCAAACACAGAAACAUUGCGAUGGCUUCAGUUAGUUAUGUAAAUAAUAAUUUAUUAUACAUACAUCACAUUAACCUAAAUAAUUAAGCAGAUCGAAAUCAAUGAAUCAAUGAAAAUGAACGGCGGAUGAAUAAACUAAUUUUUUGUAAAAUGCUCAAAGAAAUAUUGAA
Messenger RNA from Folsomia candida, 1514 nucleotides. RefSeq names its product synaptotagmin-1. The transcript has 5 exons. NCBI's taxonomy places the organism in Eukaryota, Metazoa, Arthropoda, Collembola, Entomobryomorpha, Isotomidae. The record is from RefSeq and is a predicted model, not a curated record. Gene Ontology annotation, biological process: regulation of dopamine secretion; cellular response to calcium ion; calcium-ion regulated exocytosis. Gene Ontology annotation, molecular function: phosphatidylserine binding; calcium ion binding; calcium-dependent phospholipid binding. Bases 23 to 1387 code for a protein of 454 amino acids.